GACUACGAGUACCCCAACCACCCACAGUCCACACAGCACCAAAAGAAUGACCGGUGUCCGCCGCCACCACAGAUGCUGCCAGAAAGGGCCUGUGAGGUGCCGGGCUGCCGCUCAGACUCUGAGUGCGAGCGCCAUAAACGCUGCUGCUACAAUGGCUGCAUCUACGCCUGCCUGGAGUCUGUUCAGCCGCCACCAGUGCUGGACUGGCUGGUGCAGCCCAAGCCUCGGUGGUUGGGGGGUAACGGCUGGCUGUUAGACGGCCCUGAGGAGGUGCUGCAGGCUGAGGCCUGCAGCACAACUGAAGAUGGAGAUGAGCCUCUUCACUGUCCUACAGGCUACGAGUGCCACAUCAUCAACCCAGGAAACCCUGCGGCUGGCAUCCCUAACCGGGGACAGUGCAUCAAGCAACGCGGUAACUCCGAUGGACGUGGUCUGAGGCACAAAUACUUUAAGGACUACAAGGACUACUUAGGUACCAGUUCUAACAAUGCAGUAGGCUAUGAAAAGCACCACAAGCACCUGGGAUGAAAUCAACCUGACCUCAGCCUCAGCUACGACCAUAACACAACCUCAGACAUCAGCUCCAGUCCUGUUCAAUCUGCUCUCAUCACACCUGAACCAGGAUCAGAUGUGACCUUUUUACCAGAUCUACAGCUGCUACCUCCUCUUUGCAAAGGCCCUUGCGUCCUUGUCCUCAGUCACGACGUCCUUUGGGAGACAAGUCUGACGUACAGAACACAGCCAAAGAAAUAAGUGCUUUUUUUGUCUCUCUGGUAUCUAUGAAAGGAAGAAGCAGAGGGUGUUGAUGGUGAAUCAGAGGAGAGGACCAAUGCUGUGUAAAAAGUCUCAAAAGGAAAAAAGGAACCCAUGCCAUUUUUUUUGUAAUUUCCUUCUCCCUCCCUACAACUUGUGUCCUCGCACACAAAGACACUCUCGAACCUUAAGGCUUGGUCAGCAGAGAAAAUUAAGACCAUAUGGCCCUAUUACUUCUUCUGCCUCCCUUGUUCUUAGGAGGACGGUGCUCAAAUUUCUUGAUCUGAAACCUGGAACAUUUUGUAGACAAAUAAUAAAAAUUCCAGCUGCAGGUGUUGCAUGUUGAAAUCAAAUCCAAAUGUGGUUUAAUAUUCUGGCAAAUAACUAUAAUUAAAAGAAAGAAUGCCAUGUGAGUGUGUGGAUUGUGCCCAUUUUAAAGGAGUUGGAACAGCUGUAGAUUAGUUGCAGCAAACAGAUGCUAACGAAGACUAUGAAAAGACUAUUUUCUAUGAAAAGUAAAAUGAGAACCAAUCGUUUACUUCUGAGGUUCAUUUGGAAGAGAUGUAGAUUCAAAGGGAUACCAAUUGCGAAGUAGGAAGCCAUUAAGAUCUUCAAACAAGCCUACAGACAGCAAGUGUUGAAAAGAUUGAUUUGGGGUGGAUUAUUCCUUUAAACCUAAUCUGUGUAAAUAUUAUAUCUGUAAUUAAUGCAGUGACACAGACCAUACAACAAAUAUCUUCCAUUGCAGUAUGAUUAUUCAAACAUUUCAUAAUUUUGAAAAAUCAUACUGCAUUACUUUCUGUUAACACUAUCACAAUCCCUAUUGCAGUACAGGUGAAAAAAACUAAAAGGGCUUUUGCACAGAGCAGAUAUUUAAAACUGGUGAAAGGAUCUUCUGUGUUAUUCUCAAACUUACGGACUUGGUUCAGUCGACUGUUCAACCUAAGUUAUCUCUGUUAUCAAUUCAAAUGGUGCUCAGUUUCAUUGCUGCCUAAAAUAACAGAAGAAUAAGCUGGUCACACAAUAAGCUGAAGGUGUUAAACAAAAGCUGUAACCAUUCUCUCUAUAUGCAGAACUAAAGUGAUGUCUGAAUGUUGCUACCUGACUGGUGUUGUAAUGUUGCCUUGUUUCUUCUAAAUAAACCACAUUGUUGGACUUCA
Messenger RNA from Micropterus salmoides (largemouth bass), 1913 nucleotides. RefSeq names its product WAP four-disulfide core domain protein 1-like. Gene Ontology annotation, biological process: regulation of cell growth. NCBI's taxonomy places the organism in Eukaryota, Metazoa, Chordata, Actinopteri, Centrarchiformes, Centrarchidae. Gene Ontology annotation, cellular component: extracellular region. The record is from RefSeq and is a predicted model, not a curated record. Gene Ontology annotation, molecular function: peptidase inhibitor activity.